This is a messenger RNA of Bubalus bubalis (water buffalo), 3038 nucleotides long. RefSeq names its product ring finger protein 114 (gene RNF114). Bases 598 to 1290 code for a protein of 230 amino acids. The record is from RefSeq and is a predicted model, not a curated record. Gene Ontology annotation, biological process: ubiquitin-dependent protein catabolic process; protein polyubiquitination. Gene Ontology annotation, molecular function: ubiquitin protein ligase activity. NCBI's taxonomy places the organism in Eukaryota, Metazoa, Chordata, Mammalia, Artiodactyla, Bovidae. The transcript has 6 exons.
ACGUGAAGACAAUACUAAAUAAUUUUAUUACUUCUGCUUUCCCUAGGAAGUCUCAAUGUGGUGAUAGCCUGUCUUCAACACCUCUGUAAUCAUGCUCAAUCUCUCUUUCCUGCAUCAACAGUAUCCGGCACGAAUUCGUAAGACUAUACUGUUUCUAUUGUAUUUGUUCCCCGUGCCUUGUGGAAAUACGUGGUGUUGAUUUUCUAUUUGUAGUGAUAUCAAGUGAUAUCAAAUCUCUGUAAAAUUUGUUUGCUGAAAGUCGACUGAAGAGAAAGAUUAAGGAAUAGUCAUGGGAUUUUCCAGGCAAGAGUACUGGAGUGGGUUGCCAUUGCCUUCUCCGAAGUAAUAGUAACAACCAUUUAAAUUUUGGGCAAAAGUGGCUGAAGCACAAACCCUCCUCCACUCAUACCAGUCUCUGAAUCCGGAUCUGCACUUUUCCCUAGCGUCCGAGGGGCCGGGAGGCGUGGCCCGCCCGCUGGCCCCGCCCCCAACCCGACACACGUUCCAUAAGCCACGCCCCGAGCGCCCCUCACCGCUCUCGCUCCGCCCCUCGGCCUCCUCCCCGGCCGCUGAGGCGCGGCGCUCCGCGGCGGCAAGAUGGCGGCGCAGGCGCAGGCCCCGGCCCGUGAGGGUGGUGCGCAGCUGGCAGGACCCGCGGCGGAGGCCGACCCCCUGGGCCGCUUCACGUGUCCCGUGUGCCUGGAGGUGUACGAGAAGCCGGUGCAGGUGCCCUGCGGACACGUCUUUUGCUCUGCAUGCCUGCAGGAAUGCCUGAAGCCGAAGAAGCCUGUCUGUGGCGUGUGUCGCAGCGCUCUGGCGCCUGGCGUCCGAGCCGUGGAGCUCGAGCGGCAGAUUGAGAGCACAGAGACUUCCUGCCACGGCUGCCGUAAAAAUUUCUUCCUGUCCAAGAUCCGGGCACAUGUGGCUACCUGUUCCAAAUACCAGAAUUACAUCAUGGAAGGUGUGAAGGCCACCACCAAGGACGCGUCUCAUCAGCCAAGAAGCGUCCCAAACCGGUAUACUUUCCCUUGUCCUUACUGUCCGGAGAAGAAUUUUGAUCAAGAAGGACUUGUGGAACACUGCAAGUUAUCCCAUAGCACGGACACCAAAUCUGUGGUGUGUCCCAUAUGCGCCUCGAUGCCCUGGGGAGACCCCAACUACCGCAGCGCCAACUUCAUCGAGCACCUCCAGCGCCGGCACCAGUUCUCCUACGACACCUUCGUGGAUUACGACGUGGAUGAGGAAGACAUGAUAAACCAGGUGCUGCAGCGCUCCAUCAUUGACCAGUGAGCAGGCGCGCCCGGGGCUGCCCCCCAGCCUUGGCUCCGUGUGGAGAACGUGACUCGCCCCCGAGUGUGCAGCAGGCCUGGGAGUGGGCCUGGUGUUAGGGCAGGGUCACUCCGAACAGGGAACGGGCCCGCCUUCCCCCGAGGCUCUGCUCACCUGUGUGUCUCCUGUCUGCUCUCGUCCUGCUCCUCAGCCGCUUUGCGGAGCCUCUGUCCCGUCUCCGGAAGGGCGCCCCGCUGCCCCACCUGUCCGUGCGUCACGCUCGCACCUCCUGUCCUCCUGUCCUGUGUCGAUCUCUCGGGUCCUCCAAGCCAGCCAGGACCUUUUCUGGGUCAUGAAUAGCACAAGUGAGACAAGCGUCUCCUCUCCUUGUCCCCGGGGUGUGUGAGCUCUGGCAAUAGGGCGUCUCGUGGGUGAUGGAGCUGCUCCCGUGCUGUGCGAGUUCCUGUUUGUUGGUCGUUGGCAGCAGCUGCCGGAAGCUGGAGUUACCUCAUGGGAAGCAUUUCACAGGUCCUGUUGGAGUGAGUGUUCUGAGCUGAACAUGGUCUGAUGCUGGAAGUUUUGAUGAGUGCUGUUUCCCUCCCAUUCCUGCACACCCUUAGGAUUAACUGGUUCAACCUUAAAUGCCUGCAUGGUGCCUUCUUAGGGUAAGGUGUAACCACAUAUUUUUAGUGAAAAGAAGUGUUUCUGACUUAGGAAACUUAAACUCCAUUUAUUCCUAACUAAGGAGAAGGGUCAGCUUAAGUGAGGUGGGAGGGCCACAGCUUUGGGUUCUGAUUUUUUUCAAACUAACGAGUUACUUUCCAGUGACUUAGUCAUGUUUGCCUCUCUGGGAAGCUGCUUACAUUCUUGUCCUCGAAGCACAAAGAGGGGCCCUCAGAUGAGUAAGAAGUCCUGGGCCCAGGGGGCACUAGUUCUGUCAUCUUUUAUUUGGCAACUUAGAUUAACCUGAGGGUUGCUUUCCUGUUACAGACUUCUUCCUUAUAAAACUGGUUUCAACACGUUGAUCAGUGUACAAAGACCUGCCUUCUGAGGCGGAGGGGUUAGGGGAAGUCCAGCCUCCCCACCUGCUGUCUUUCUGACAAGACCCGCAGGUCAGGAGGCACAGCACACCUCCUGGGAGCAGUUGGUCAUGGAAACUGUCCACCAGAAACUUGCUUUGCUAACAGCUCAAGAAGCUUGAAGUUCACCUUGUUUCACCAAUGUUAAUAAAUAAGGCCAUGGGCUGUCUCAUCUGGAGGAGCAGAGCCUCUGGUAGACCAGAAGGCCCCCUAUCUAGGUUCAUUUUUUUCCUGCUAGACCUCCUGUCUGAAUAGGGAUAUUUUUGUUGGUCAGUGGCUGAAGUUUCAGGUGACCCUGGACUCUGGGCCGGACACCACUGCUGGGGCCUCGCCCUCCCUGCCGCUAAGAUCGCACGUGCUCAGGAACCGGUAGGGACCGGGUCCUGUGGGGCAAAGUAACUUUCUCUAACAUGCUGUCGCUUGGGAGGGCCCGGGUGUCAUUACAGCUUCUUCACUGUAAUUUCUGGAAAAAGUUCGCUAUGACCCGCCUGAAUUGAGAUCAUCUCAGCCUAAGUUUAGAGGGAAAUUUAACAAAGCCUCACCUUAUGGUCUCACAGUGGUACCAAGAGACGAGUUUCAUUGUAUUAAGUGCACUUGAUGUAUUUCUAAUAAGAUGACUAUCCAGAAAGUGACGUUUGUUAUGUUCUGGCUUUUAAAGUGAAAUAUAAAUAAAAUUCAUGAUUUAUCCAA